Molecule: messenger RNA, 1181 nt
Organism: Punica granatum (pomegranate)
Lineage: Eukaryota; Viridiplantae; Streptophyta; Magnoliopsida; Myrtales; Lythraceae
Source: RefSeq, a predicted model, not a curated record
GGAGAGAGACGGGAGACCAGUUCCCGGAACCUUCGCUGCUGUGAGUGUGUGUGUGUGUGAGAGAGAGAGAGAGACUCCGACUCAUGGCGGCGUUCAUCGGUGACGAUCAACGGCCAGGAGGGUCCUCACGGCCCUUCGACGACGACGGCUACGUCGGAUACGACCCGCGGCUCGCCUCCCAGCGGUAUGACUCAUUUUCCAACUUCGGACCCGGUUCGUCGCCGGCCUACGGAUCAUCUGAGGACUUGUUCGGGUCUCAGGCGGCUCAGGAAGCUCCCUCUCAAGAUCCGAUCUUCGUCGGACCCGGUGGAUUCUCCCCGGAGCAGAACGGCCGUGAGUUCAACGGAGGUUUCGGUGCAGCUGAUGGUCCGAUCCUGCCUCCUCCGGCGGACAUGCAGCAGGAGGAAAGCUUCGCUUUGAGAGAGUGGAGGAGGCUGAAUGCGAUUAGGCUGGAAGAGAAGGAGAAGAAGGAGAAGGAGAUGCUGCAGCAGAUACUCAACGAAGCGGAGGAGUACAAGAUCGAGUUCUACCGAAAGCGCAGCUUGGCCGUCGAGAACAACAAGGCCUCUAACAGAGAGAAGGAGAAGUUGUUUCUUGCAAGCCGUGAGAAGUUCCACGGGGAAGCUGAGAAGAACUACUGGAAGGCGAUCGCUGAACUCAUACCCAAUGAGGUUCCGACCAUAGAGAAACGGGGGAAGAAGGACAAGGAGAAGAAGCCUUCCAUCGUCGUGAUCCACGGGCCCAAACCCGGUAAGCCUACUGAUCUCUCCAGGAUGCGCCAGAUCCUCCUCAAGCUUAAGCACAAUACUCCUGCCCACAUGAAGCCUAAGCCCCCCGAGGCACCCGAUGCUAAGAAAGAUGCAAAAGAUGCGAAGGCAAGCAGCAGUGCUCCUCCUACCGGUGGGACCCCAGCUGCACCUGCUCCAGGAGCUGCUACUGCUGCUGCACCCUCGGCAGCUCCAGAAGCUGUAUCCACUGCCCAUGGGUAGUCGUGAAAUCUUAGAACCUUAGCAUUUAUUACAUGUGCAUGCUUGUUAGUACGUCUUCUGGUUGUUUGUUUGGUGUAGAAAGGAAACUUCUUGCAUCGAUUUUUGUAGGCUGGCUAUGAUUGCAGGAUGCUUAUUGUGCUUCAAACUGGUUUGAUGAUUAGCUUUUACCGUCUCUAUUGCUCUUGCAUUUCA